Messenger RNA from Candidula unifasciata, 501 nucleotides. The record is from the annotation of a GenBank genome assembly. Lineage: Eukaryota; Metazoa; Mollusca; Gastropoda; Stylommatophora; Geomitridae.
AUGGUAAUCAACACCCUACAGUCCCUGAACAUGGUAAUCAACACCCUACAGUCCCUGAACAUGGUAAUCAACACCCUACAGUCCCUGAACUUGGUAAUCAACACCCUACAGUCCCUGAACAUGGUAAUCAACACGCUACAGUCCCUGAACAUGGUAAUCAACACCCUACAGUCCCUGAACAUGGUAAUCAACACGCUACAGUCCCUGAACAUGGUAAUCAACACCCUACAGUCCCUGAACAUGGUAAUCAACACGCUACAGUCCCUGAACAUGGUAAUCAACACCCUACAGUCCCUGAACAUGGUAAUCAACAUGCUACAGUCCCUGAACAUGGUAAUCAACACUCUACAGUCCCUGAACAUGGUAAUCAACACGCUACAGUCCCUGAACAUGGUAAUCAACACCCUACAGUCCCUGAACAUGGUAAUCAACACGCUACAGUCCCUGAACAUGGUAAUCAACACCCUACAGUCCCUGCACAUGGUAAUCAACACAUGGUAA